GGAGGGCACGGUGGGCCUGUCCCGUCAUGGCGCACAAACAGAUCUACUACUCGGACAAGUACGACGAUGAGGAGUUUGAGUACCGGCACGUGAUGCUGCCCAAGGACAUUGCCAAGCUGGUGCCCAAGACCCACCUGCUGUCGGAGUCGGAGUGGCGGAACCUGGGCGUGCAGCAGAGCCAGGGCUGGGUGCACUACAUGAUCCACGAACCAGAGCCCCACAUCCUGCUCUUCCGACGGCCAUUGCCCAAGAAGCCAGAAAAGUGAGUGGCCCCUGGUCUGCCGAAGCUCUCAGUCCUUCCACUCUGAAAAAACACCUUUCUCCUCCUUCUUCUCGGCAUUUCUCGGGGGCUUCACCCCCUGACCCUCGACGCUGCCUGAGCGUCGUUUUGUCGGCUCGGCCCUGGUUCCGUGGGUCCUUCUCGUUGCGAUGCCUCCAAAGCUUCAAUAAA
Messenger RNA from Melozone crissalis (California towhee), 451 nucleotides. RefSeq names its product CDC28 protein kinase regulatory subunit 1B (gene CKS1B). The coding region runs from base 27 to 266 and encodes 79 amino acids. NCBI's taxonomy places the organism in Eukaryota, Metazoa, Chordata, Aves, Passeriformes, Passerellidae. The transcript is spliced from 3 exons. Gene Ontology annotation, molecular function: ubiquitin binding; histone binding; cyclin-dependent protein serine/threonine kinase activator activity. Gene Ontology annotation, biological process: regulation of mitotic cell cycle. Gene Ontology annotation, cellular component: SCF ubiquitin ligase complex; cyclin-dependent protein kinase holoenzyme complex. The record is from RefSeq and is a predicted model, not a curated record.